ACAAUUCUCUUUCCAGUCUGGCAGGGCACGACCAUAGACGAAAAUCUCUUGGACGCCCUAAUGCUGAACACGACCAGAAUUGGUCAUGGAUUUACUUUGAGCAAACACCCAGCAGUCAAGUCUUACUCCUGGAAGAAGGACAUCCCCGUUGAAGUCUGUCCCAUCUCCAACCAGGUUCUGGAACUGGUGUCCGACCUAAGAAACCACCCUGCCGCCACUCUGAUGGCCACGGGACACCCGAUGGUGAUCAGCUCUGAUGACCCGGCUGUCUUCGGUGCCAAAGGCUUGUCCUACGAUUUCUACGAGGCCUUCAUGGGCCUCGGGGGCAUGAAGGCUGACUUGAGGACCCUAAAGCAGCUGGCCAUCAACUCAAUCAAGUAUAGCACGCUGUCAGAGGCCGAGAAGGCGGCUUUCAAGGCCAUCUGGGAGGAGAGAUGGAAUGCGUUCGUUGCCAAAGUGGCUGCGACGUGA
Carlito syrichta (Philippine tarsier) is the source of this 471-nucleotide messenger RNA. Its product is annotated as adenosine deaminase 2-like. The annotation marks the transcript as partial. The record is from RefSeq and is a predicted model, not a curated record. Gene Ontology annotation, biological process: inosine biosynthetic process; adenosine catabolic process. NCBI's taxonomy places the organism in Eukaryota, Metazoa, Chordata, Mammalia, Primates, Tarsiidae. Gene Ontology annotation, molecular function: adenosine deaminase activity. The transcript has 3 exons.